Caretta caretta (loggerhead turtle) is the source of this 1724-nucleotide messenger RNA. It is a transcript of the gene MED31, whose product is annotated as mediator complex subunit 31. Gene Ontology annotation, molecular function: transcription coregulator activity. Gene Ontology annotation, cellular component: mediator complex. Gene Ontology annotation, biological process: regulation of DNA-templated transcription. The record is from RefSeq and is a predicted model, not a curated record. NCBI's taxonomy places the organism in Eukaryota, Metazoa, Chordata, Testudines, Cheloniidae.
CGCUCUGCCGGGCUUCCCAGAAUGCACCAGUGCUGCCUUCCGUCCGGCAGGGGGCCGCCGCCAUCUUGUGUUCGGGGUGUCUCGGCGCGUGAGCGGGGCCGCCAGCCAUGGAGACAGAUGAUACUGGAAAUCGACUUCGGUUCCAACUGGAGUUGGAAUUUGUUCAGUGUCUGGCAAACCCCAAUUACCUAAACUUCCUUGCACAGAGAGGGUACUUCAAAGACAAAUCUUUUGUAAAUUAUCUUAAAUAUUUACUUUACUGGAAAGAACCUGAAUAUGCCAAAUACCUAAAGUAUCCUCAGUGUUUGCACAUGUUAGAGCUGCUCCAAUAUGAACACUUCCGUAAAGAACUGGUAAAUGCUCAGUGUGCUAAAUUUAUUGAUGAGCAACAGAUCCUUCACUGGCAGCAUUAUUCACGGAAAAGAAUGCGUCUCCAGCAAACACUGGCAGAGCAGCAGCAACAGAACAAUACUUCUGUAAAAUGAGAGCGUUUGACACAGUGGCAACAUUUACUUCAUGUCAAUACAUGUAUUUGCAAGGGAAAAUUUGACUUAUUUUUGUAGCUUUGGCAUUAGUGAUAUACAUAACCUCAUGUGCUAUGUAGACAGAGAACGUUUUUGGUUUAUCAACAGGUAGUAUCCACGUUAACAUGAUGUAGCUGAUGUAUACUUUGUUGAACCUUCAGUGAUGGUUUUGUUUUUUUCCGAAGAAAGAGUACAGUCUUAAGAUCACUUUUGGCCUUCAUGCAUGUAUCUAUUGUGAAAACUAAAUGUGGUUAUUUAAGGUCCCUGUUACCUUGGUAUCUAACCAUGGAGUUACUGAAAGAAUUUGUAGUUGAAAAGCCUGUGUUUGAAGGCAUAUUCUCUGAACUGCAGCGUGUGGAGGACAGUGGCAUGGUAUAAGGUGACUCUACAAGCAGGGCUAAGAGUCCCCAUGUGAUGCGGAGAGGUAUUUGUCACAAGGGCAAGGUAUCCACAAUUGAAAUGAGAUCUGUUACAGAAAACCUUAAUUGUGCACAUAACCAUAUUGAAGCAGAGCUGUCCUAUGGCUGAUGCUGCACUUCUGUUUGUCUGUUAACGAUUUGUUGUUUACUGCCCUUGCUGUAAACUUAAUGCAGAUUUGCUGAUACCAAAAUUUGAGGCAUAAACCAAAGUGGUGAGAAUAAUAGAGGUUGCAGCUGAUGAGGGGAGAUUAGUACUAACAACUGAGAAGCCCUUUCAGUGGGAAAUAACCAGUGCAGACACAAAACAGGAGAGAGAAACUGUGACAGUUGUACCCAUUCAGUUAUCUUGUCUCUUUAGCGUCAGCAAGCUUGACCAGUUGCUGCUAGGAAAGCUUAAAGGGAGUAAGUAUAUUUCAGGUAGUUGUAAAUGUUUUUAAGACUUGUAUAUGAAAGGUCAUAGGUAGAGAAGUAUUUAUCUUUAAUAUGACUGUUUUUAUUACAAGAAGGUGACAACCCUACAGACACCAAUUAAAGCCUUAAUAAAAAAGAAAUAGGUUAUUACACAGUUGUUGUAAGUUAUCCCUAACUGUAGAAGAAAGGCAGGGAUUAUACUUUUUCUUCCUGGCCAUUAAUUGAAGUGAAUGUCAGUUAUAAAGAGUAAAGUUCUGACACUAGAAGUAGAAAGUGAAGUGGUUUUUAUUUUUCAUGGACUUUGAUGUUACUUUUCAGCAAGACUGUGGCUGUUGUUGAAACUAUAUUUAAUAAAAAAUAAUAAAGCUUU